ACAAACACUGAGAAAAGAGCGCCACGGUGACAGCGCGUCCUCCUCGGGAAGCCAGCCGGGUCCCACCAGAAGGCGGGGCAGGGACCGAGGCCUGGGGCACCCGGCCCGAGGCCUCUUUCCUCCAGACGUCCCCGGCGGCUCUCGCUCCCAGGCCCCGCAGUCUCAUUUGUCGCUUUCCAACGCGUGACCCCGGCGCGCGCGUCCCGGGCCGGUGACAGGCGCGGGGUGCGCCGAGCGGCCCCAUGUGCCCCCUCCUCCUCACGGCCACCGCAGUUGCCGUGCCUCGAACCUCGCUCCAGCUCCUCGGCAGAGGGCUCGCCGCCAUGUCUACCGCAGGGCCCCUCAAAUCCGUGGACUACGAGGUGUUCGGAAGAGUGCAGGGUGUGUGCUUCAGAAUGUACACAGAAGGCGAGGCGAAGAAAAUCGGAGUGGUUGGCUGGGUGAAGAACACCAGCCAAGGCACUGUGACAGGCCAAGUGCAAGGCCCGGAAGAGAAAGUCAAUUCCAUAGAAAGUCCAAAUCCUAAGCAAGUGUGCGAGGUCCUUCACCAUCCAGCCACAGCCCCAGUAACCCAUUGUAAUCCACAGGAGUCUCCCACUCAACAUGUCUGGUGUCUUAAAUGCUCUUAGUUCAGGAAGUCCUGGCUGAGCAAGGUGGGAAGUCCCAGUUCUCGCAUUGACCGCACAAACUUUUCUAAUGAAAAAACCAUCUCUAAGCUGGAAUAUUCUAAUUUCAGUAUUCGGUACUAAUAGGAAUAAAAAUCAUAGUGUUCAUCCUGCACAAUAGACACCAUAUAUUCUUAGGUCUGUGCACUAGGGUAAUAGUAGCAGAGUAGGGUAAAAAAAGGGACUCUGUUCUGAAAGCUGCAACAUUAUAUGUAUUACUAAAAUGUCUGAGCCUGAAAUAGUUUCAUUCAACUAUGUUUUUACCAACCAAAAAAUAAGUGUCCUAAAAUAAAAAAUGUCAUCACAAAAUAUUUAAUAUGAAUAGUUAAUUUAAACUUGUUUCAUGGAAACUGAUUCUAAUGAAUGUUAUAGUAUACAUGUUAUUUGGCUAGGCUAGACAUAAAUAAAUAAAAUUAGCCAUUUAAAAAUCAUUUAAAGUACUGCUGUCUGAAUUGAACUCUAAAAACUUCUGGAUCAUUUGUUAUUAAAGUUGAGUAAUUUUAAUUACUCAAAAAGAACAAAUAGAUAUAAAUGUAUAUAAUGAUCAGUAUAAUCAUAAAAUAACAUCAAUAAAGAGUUAAGUUUUUAAAUUCUGACUGAGAACAUGAUUCGGUACUUGGGUUGGAGCUCCCUAAUGCAUUCUGUGAACUUACUGUUCUGUGUAGUGAAGGGAGGAGGGAUGUCAAUUGAAGGGAACCCACAAUUCAGCGGAGCAAGCAGCAAGAUUUGUAUCAACAACCAUCCACGAUGGGUAUCCUUUAACCAGAAAGGAACCAAUGGAGAGUCUAAAUAAAUCAUAUUAUCCCCUAAA
Phyllostomus hastatus (greater spear-nosed bat) is the source of this 1476-nucleotide messenger RNA. It is a transcript of the gene ACYP2, whose product is annotated as acylphosphatase 2. The transcript is spliced from 5 exons. The coding region runs from base 243 to 629 and encodes 128 amino acids. Gene Ontology annotation, molecular function: acylphosphatase activity. The record is from RefSeq and is a predicted model, not a curated record. Lineage: Eukaryota; Metazoa; Chordata; Mammalia; Chiroptera; Phyllostomidae.